AUGACUGUCGACGAGAUACAUCGGCACGAGUCGCAAGUCCCGGCCGUGACGAGCGUGCUUGCCAAUGGCGAUGUGCCGGAUGACAUCUUGAAGAUGUCGGGCGACGAGGCGGCGCUCGCGGCCCUCGGUUACAAGCAGGAAUUCAAGCGCGAGUUCUCCGCCUGGACAACCUUUGCCGUCAGCUUUGCUGUAAUGGGACUAUUACCGAGCAUCGCCAGUACGAUGUGGUACGGGCUCGGUUACGCUGGACCGGCAGCCAACACAUGGGGCUGGCUCGUAUCCGUUCUCUUCGUCUUAUGCGUCGCCGCGUCGAUGGCAGAAUUAGCCAGCAGCAUGCCAACUUCCGGCGGUCUCUACUAUGCGGCUGCGGUGCUGGCCGGUCCCAAGUACGGCCCGUUCGCGGCCUGGAUCACGGGAUGGAGUAAUUGGUUCGUGCAGGUUACCGGCGCUCCUAGCGUCGACUACGGAUGUGCUUCCAUGGUGCUAGCAGCGGCGUCGAUUUCAAACCCGGGCUACGUGCCGACGCACUACCAGACGUUCCUUCUGACGGUCUUCAUCAUGUUCACCCAUGCCUGCAUAAGCAGCAUGCCAACCCUAUGGAUCGCGAAGUUCAACUCAGUCGGGACAACUAUCAAUAUCCUCUGUCUGGUGAUGACGAUCAUCAUCAUUCCCACCGCGACCAUGAGCGAACCAAAGUUUCAACCGAACGAAUUCGCAUGGGGUAUCCAAAACGGCACAGACUGGCCCGACGGCAUCGCUGUAUUGAUGUCGUUCUUGUCGAUCAUAUGGACAAUGUCGGGAUAUGACGCUAGCUUUCACUUGGCUGAAGAGUGCUCAAAUGCCGCCGUUGCCACCCCGAGAUCGAUAAUCAUGACCGCAGUAUCUGGAUCUAUCCUUGGUUUCGUGUUGAAUGUGCUGAUUGCAUAUACGAUCCAGGAUGUCCCAGCGGCCAUGGCAACCGAACUAGGCCAGCCGUUCGCGGGGUAUUUGAUCCAAAUAUUACCCCAAAAAGUUGCGUUGGCAGUCCUCUCUAUGACGAUCGUGUGCGCGUACUCUAUGGGCCAGGGAUGUAUGGUCGCCGCCUCGCGCGUGUGCUUCGCGUAUGCGCGCGAUGACUGUUUUGGCGUCUUCAGCCGUCCGCUCAAGCGCGUGAACCGAUACACGCUGACGCCCGUGAAUGCGGUGUGGUUUAACAUGACGAUCGGGGUUCUGCUGGUGCUUCUAGUAUUCGGUGGCGCCGCCAUCGAUGCUAUUUUCAGCAUCGGCGCUAUCUCCGCCUAUACCGCCUUCACGACGCCUAUCUUUCUCAAGAUCGUAUUCGUGGGGAACCGCUUUCGCCGCGGACCCUGGCAUCUCGGUGCUUUCAGCCUGCCCUCGGGCAUCGCCGCCUGCUCUUUUGUCUUUCUUAUGCUCCCCAUCCUGUGCUUCCCUAGCGUGAAAGGCGAGAACCUCACGCUAGAAGAGAUGAAUUGGACUGUGGUUGUCUAUGGCACGCCGAUGCUACUCGUUGUAUUGUGGUUUGUCGUCGACGCACACAAAUGGUUCAAGGGACCCAAGAUCAAUAUCGAGCACCACAUGCUUGACGAGACCCUACCCGACCUCGAAGGUGUCCAAGUCUAUCCGGCGGCAAGCGCGAGUAGCACCGAUGGUAAAGACCCAGGCUUGAAAAGGGGAACCCCGGCCAAGCAGCCUGCGGUUUAG
Messenger RNA from Durotheca rogersii, 1701 nucleotides. Its product is annotated as amino acid transporter. Gene Ontology annotation, cellular component: membrane. The coding region runs from base 1 to 1701 and encodes 566 amino acids. Gene Ontology annotation, biological process: transmembrane transport. The transcript is spliced from 7 exons. Gene Ontology annotation, molecular function: transmembrane transporter activity. NCBI's taxonomy places the organism in Eukaryota, Fungi, Ascomycota, Sordariomycetes, Xylariales, Xylariaceae. The record is from RefSeq and is a predicted model, not a curated record.